AUGAUGCAGUCGGUGGCCGCCCGACUGGCCCCAACGCCCGGGUUGCGGCAGGCUGAAUGCUCCAGAGUGCCCUCUCACUGGCUGAGAGCAGAGCGGCACGAGAACCGCGCUUUCCCGGCUAAAGAACCGCUCUUCAGCAAGCUGCUGGCAGCUUGUCGCCUCCGCCGCCCGCAAGGAGGAGGAGGUACCCCAGCUCGCGCCGCACCGCUGCCUUACGCGCGUCCAUGUUACCUAGGCAACGGGAGCAGAGGUCGCAGCGAGAGCCAGCGCGCGGGUCCUCGGAAGAAGCGCCGUAACUGUGCCACUAGGUGGGCUGGGACCCAGCUGCGGGACUCGACCGUACCCAGGAAAGAGAUUCUCCCAGGGGGCAUCUGUCUCUCAGUCCUUGGCCAUAUGGUCUUGACUACUGCGAGCAUCUUCCAUGCCGGCUCUAAGCCAGAUCGCAAUAAAUGCUUCAAGUGUGGACGAUCUGGUCCCCAGACCCAGGAAUGCUCUACCAGAGGAGGCCAUGGAUUUGGAAUGAGAAGCUAUGGCAAAGACAUCUGUUAUCGCUGUGAUGAGUCUGGUCAUCUUGCCAAGGAGUGUGAUCUCCAGGAGAAUGAAGCCUGCUCUCACUGCCAUAGAGGUGGUCACAUUGCCAAGGACUGCAAGGAGCCCAAGAGAGAGCAAGAGCAGUGUUGCUACAACUGUGGCAAACCAGGCCAUCUGGCUCAUGACAGUGGCCACGCUGAUGAGCAGGAAUGUUAUUCUUGCAGAGAAUUUGGACAUAUUCAAACAGACUGCACCAAAGUCAAGUGUUAUAGGUGUGGUAAAAUUGGUCACGUAGCCAUCAACAGCAGCAAGACAAGUGAAGCCAACUGCUACCGCUGUGGCGAAUCAGAGCACCUUGCACAGGAAUGCACAACUGAGGCUACAACUUAA
This is a messenger RNA of Chrysochloris asiatica (Cape golden mole), 921 nucleotides long. Its product is annotated as cellular nucleic acid-binding protein-like. The coding region runs from base 1 to 921 and encodes 306 amino acids. Gene Ontology annotation, molecular function: zinc ion binding; nucleic acid binding. The transcript is spliced from 4 exons. NCBI's taxonomy places the organism in Eukaryota, Metazoa, Chordata, Mammalia, Afrosoricida, Chrysochloridae. The record is from RefSeq and is a predicted model, not a curated record.